AUGACCAGAAGAGCACCAACCCUGGCGUCCAUGCUGGUCAGCCCAGCACUGGUCCUGAAUAAUUCCUCCGCUCUGUCUCUGUGCCGGAAUCAAAAUCAGGUUCUGAGACAACCUUUCUCGUCUACAAAUGCCCACUCCAACCGCGAAGUCUUUCCAAAGACAGGAACGAGAAGGAUCAAAGAGACUCCGCCAGCGUGGCCGCAUCCGAUAUACACCGAAGACCAGCUAAACCGCGUCAUGGUCGCGCACCACGAAACGCGCAACCUGGGCGAUAAGGUCGCGCUCAAUACCAUCCGCGUGCUCCGGUUCUGUCUGGACCGCGCCACGGGGUACAAGCACGACGACGCCGUCGCGCUGCAUCAGAAGGACCCCGCAAAAGCUAAGCAGAAGUACGCCAUGACCGAGGACAAGUAUCUGACGCGGAACAUCUUCCUGGAAAGCAUCGCGGGCGUGCCGGGGAUGGUGGGCGGCAUGUUGCGGCAUCUCCGGAGUCUGCGGCAGUUGAAGCGCGAUGGAGGGUGGAUGGAAACACUACUUGAAGAAUCGUACAACGAGCGCAUGCACCUGCUCACCUUCCUCAAGCUGGGCGAGCCAGGUUGGCUGAUGCACCUGAUGGUGCUGCUAGCGCAGGGAGUGUUCUUCAACGCCUUCUUUCUGGCGUACCUGAUGUCGCCGCGCAUCUGCCACCGGUUCGUCGGGUAUCUGGAGGAAGAAGCCAUCAUCACAUAUACGCGCGAGAUCGCCGACUUGGACGCGGGCCGGCUGCCGGGGUGGGAGAAUCUGGAUGCGCCGCAGAUUGCGGUGCAGUACUGGCAGAUGCCCGAGGGCCACCGGAAGAUGCGCGAUCUGCUGCUGUACGUGCGGGCGGACGAGGCAAAGCACCGCGAGGUGAACCACACGUUUGGAAAUUUGGACUGGAAGCAUGAUCCCAAUCCGUACACGAGUGUGUACAGGGAUCCGGAGAGGCCGCAUCCGAAGCAGGGAAUUGAGAAUCUGCAGCAGAAGGGGUGGGAGAGGGAGGACGUAAUCUAG
This is a messenger RNA of Rasamsonia emersonii CBS 393.64, 1032 nucleotides long. Its product is annotated as Alternative oxidase. Bases 1 to 1032 code for a protein of 343 amino acids. The transcript is spliced from 3 exons. Gene Ontology annotation, molecular function: alternative oxidase activity. The record is from RefSeq and is a predicted model, not a curated record. Gene Ontology annotation, biological process: alternative respiration. Gene Ontology annotation, cellular component: mitochondrion. Lineage: Eukaryota; Fungi; Ascomycota; Eurotiomycetes; Eurotiales; Trichocomaceae.